Messenger RNA from Thunnus maccoyii (southern bluefin tuna), 2076 nucleotides. Its product is annotated as putative protein MSS51 homolog, mitochondrial. The transcript has 7 exons. The record is from RefSeq and is a predicted model, not a curated record. Lineage: Eukaryota; Metazoa; Chordata; Actinopteri; Scombriformes; Scombridae. Bases 195 to 1493 code for a protein of 432 amino acids.
GUCCCGAAACUUCCCCCACCCUCCCUGCCCUGUUUAGCUCUGUGGGGGUACAUUUUACAGACCCCAGCAGAGACACUGGGAUUGUGACAUCCUGCAUAAGGAGUUGUCAAUCACCUCUGAACCAAGAACCAAGGAAACCCAUCUAGAAAGCACUCUUUUCGUCUGGAACCAAAGUGCAAAGUAAAGGCCAUAAAAUGGCAUCCCAGAUCCCAGCGCUCCCACAGUCCUAUGCUCCAGGGAAUGACAGCGUCUUUUCGGACCAAUCUGGCUUCUACUCUCUUGACUCCAACGUUCCUGGGCUCUCUAAGGUGAUUCUCAACAACCUCAACAUGCAGGACUACGGACAAUACAGGGCCGCUGUCGAAGGAAAGACUAAAGGAAUCUCAUUCCGCAACUACAAGGAGAUGUUCCAGAAGAUGGAGGAGACCUUUAAAUUCUGCACCGGCUGCAACAAACUCUCAGAGCAUCUCACUGAGGGACAGAGCCUCAAGCGUUGCGUCAAGUGCUUGAACGUGUACUACUGCUCCAAGGAUUGUCAGAAAAAGGACUGGCCUCUGCACAAAAAGGUCUGCAAGAAGCUGCGUCUAGUGGCCAUUGACAGGCUUGUGGAGUGGCUGAUGUUCACUGGCAACCUUCCAUUCCCUAAUAAGAAGUGGUGUAAGUCAGCUGCUGAGGUGAAGAACUGGGAGGACUGGCUUUCCAUGCAGGGGGACCUCACACCGUGUCUGAACACCAUCUUGUCUGGUGGCAACAUGGCAACUCUUUGGAAGAACGCCUGCAGACCGCGGCCGGAUGACGAGGACCUGCGACAGUCUUUAUGGCGGAUUCAGAGCGAGUUCCUCUCUCGAGUUCUCACAGUUGGCAUGGCCGUACAGCACUACAGCCUUGACCCGUAUGCUAAACCCCUCACUAUUCACCUAGCGGGCGCAUCCCACAAUGAAUCCAUGGGAGCCAGACUGACCGACUACGAUGAGCUGAACAACAUGUUCCCUGGACACCAAGGCAUAGAAGUAGUCAUGGUGGGACCGGAGGUGGUGGAAGGCCCCAUCAUGAGGCCUCCACUCAGGGCGUUUGGCCCCAGACAGAGGGUCUACAUCAGCGCCUAUAAGGGUCUUUACCACCAGUUCUGGGAGGAGCUGGUGGAGAAAGGGGAAGCAGCCAAGCCAGACCUGGUGGUUGGAUUUCAUCCUGGGUUCCACGCUAACCAGGGUCUGAUAGAGGGUUGGCUGCCCACCCUUCUGUUGCUCAGAGACUAUAACAUCCCCUCCUUCUUCACCAUGUUCAGUGAGAUGGAGCUCAAGUACUCCCUGCAGAUCCUCCUCGAGUUGGAGAUGCACAUCAGGGACAGUGGACCCAAUCCAUUCACCUCACAGAAGCCAGAACAGGUCCAGGCCUCCCCCAACAAAACGCCAGUCUACUGCAACUCUCACUACAUCUGUUUCCAAGGAUUGCUGCAACGAGAAGACUUUGAGGAGCCCGGUCCAGACAAUUAGAAGGCCAUUAUGAGGAUUAUCAAAGCCUGUUUGGAGUGCCACAAGUCCUGCCCUUUAAAGAUGCGGGUUUCAAAAUAGGGUUGGGGAUUUCCGGAGAUCCUUGAGGGGCUUUCUGCAACCUUUCAGAAAUGGACAAUUCUCAAUCAUGCUGCCGCUGGACACUGAAGCUUACACAGGGAACACACAUCUUUAUUGCUUUUAAGAAGACACAUUCACUGCUGCAAUAGGCUGCUAAACACUGCUCUUUGAAUCUUUUAAUUAUUAAUUAACAAGGCAGAUUACAGAAAUCACUCAGAGUUCCGCUUAAGGCUCAUUUUGUUGGAUGACGGCACCUAAGGGCACCAGCAGGGCUCAGAGGUUUGUCAGUGCCGUGAGGUGACACGGGUGUUGGAUAUAAAGGCUCAUGGGUGUACACAUGUAAUGAGACCAAAAUGAGUUCACUCAUCAUUUGAUGGUCGCCUAAUUUGUUCUGCAGCUAGACCUAUUCCCAGAUCACACAAUAGCUGCAUCAAAUUGGAUCACAUGAAUACUAAUUUAACACAUGAUUUAAAAUGAAAUCUAAAUAAAUGAUGGAGUGACACAA